This is a messenger RNA of Fusarium proliferatum ET1, 723 nucleotides long. Its product is annotated as putative dolichyl-phosphate beta-D-mannosyltransferase. The record is from RefSeq and is a predicted model, not a curated record. The transcript is spliced from 2 exons. Gene Ontology annotation, biological process: GPI anchor biosynthetic process; protein O-linked glycosylation via mannose. Gene Ontology annotation, molecular function: dolichyl-phosphate beta-D-mannosyltransferase activity. The coding region runs from base 1 to 723 and encodes 240 amino acids. NCBI's taxonomy places the organism in Eukaryota, Fungi, Ascomycota, Sordariomycetes, Hypocreales, Nectriaceae. Gene Ontology annotation, cellular component: endoplasmic reticulum membrane.
AUGGCCACAACUAAGAACAAGUACUCGGUUAUCUUACCAACCUACAAUGAGCGCAAGAACCUGCCCAUCAUUACCUGGUUGUUGAACCGCACCUUUACUGAGAACAACCUCGAUUGGGAACUCAUCAUCGUCGACGACGGCUCCCCCGAUGGAACCCAAGAAGUUGCCCAGCAGCUCGUCAAGGUCUACUCCCCCCACGUUGUCCUCAAGCCCCGCGCUGGCAAACUCGGUCUCGGAACAGCCUACGUCCACGGUCUCAAGUUCGUCACCGGCAACUUCGUCAUCAUCAUGGACGCCGACUUCUCCCAUCACCCCAAGUUCAUCCCCGAGAUGGUCGCUCUUCAAGCCAAGGGCAACUACGAUAUCGUCACGGGUACUCGCUACGCUGGAAACGGCGGUGUCUUUGGUUGGGAUCUCAAGCGCAAGUUCGUCAGCCGUGGCGCCAACUUGUUCGCCGAUACUGUCCUCCGCCCUGGCGUGAGUGACCUCACGGGCAGCUUUCGACUGUACAAGCGUGCUGCGCUGGAGAAGGCUAUUGCUAGCACUGAGAGCAAGGGAUACAGUUUCCAGAUGGAGCUUAUGGUGCGUGCGAAGGCUAUGGGAUGCACCGUCGCUGAGGUUCCCAUCUCUUUCGUCGAUCGUCUUUAUGGAGAGAGCAAGCUUGGUGGUGAUGAGAUUGUUCAGUAUGCCCAGGGUGUCUUCAACCUGUGGCUCAAGGUCUAA